This is a messenger RNA of Penicillium riverlandense, 636 nucleotides long. RefSeq lists its product as uncharacterized. The record is from RefSeq and is a predicted model, not a curated record. The transcript is spliced from 2 exons. Lineage: Eukaryota; Fungi; Ascomycota; Eurotiomycetes; Eurotiales; Aspergillaceae. The coding region runs from base 1 to 636 and encodes 211 amino acids.
AUGACGGCGCUUACGGUUAAAAACAAACAGAUUUUCUUCGAGGAACUAGCUCUUGCUCACUAUCUCUACCCACGGACCAAGUCCCCUACCCGUUCUGAACCUCAAGGUCAACCUACUCCGGAAAUGCUACUUAACAAAGAUCGUCUAUAUGUCACUCUCCACGUCCGAGCCGGGGCCUCAGUCAUGUCCGGCAAGGAAGAUACCUCCGGCACCGGCAAAAGAAGCAUUCGCUACCACGCGAAAGAACAAAUCAACCCGGACAGGAAAAGAUCUGAGUGGAUUUUCGAAGAGAGCGAAAACGCACUCGACUCAUCCAACAUGAUGCUCGUUCGAAUCUUGGUGGGCAAGGUGGUAGAUGGGCACCGGGUUGUCGAGAUCUUGCGCAGCACGCCUAGCAGGCAGGGGACGCCCGGGUGGAAUUGUGUAGGCUGGGUGCAAGAGGCAUUACAGAGACUCAGAGCGGACGAGACGGCGCUGGGGAGGAGUAGUGUUGUUGAGUGGGUGGUGGUGAGAGACGAGGCCAUGAAGUAUUGCGAACGGAAAAAGGAGGAGCAUCGGUUUGAUGGAAAAGGAGGCUUUGAUAUGAGGGUUAUUCCUACUUAUGAUUUGAUUCGAGGGAAGGAGGUUGUUCGUUGA